UGUGUGAUACUUACUAACUUCGGGCGCUGCAUCACAUAACAGAACAAUUUGUACACUGUAGCAGCGCAUUUUGAUGCUGCAUGAAUAUAAAUAUAAAACGUCGUAUGGUGCCACGCCACCGUUCAACUCCUCCGGUUUCGGAUGUCAAGUGAAGCACGCGAGCCCGUUUAGCCAAUUAGCGGCCGCUUUGCUAGGACGUCGGAUUUCAUGGCGAAAAUACUGAGGUGGGGUCUUCUCUCCUGACUUUGGAAAGAAACGUUUUAAUAUGUUUGACAUACCGAGUGCAUCGCGGAGAAUUAUGUGUCUUUUCGGGUAAACGGGGAAGGAAGCGUUUCGACAUUGAAAACUGAAAACAAACGGAAGGAUUUAUUUCCAGCAAUUUCCAGAUUUAUGCCCGUUGCUGUUGACUAUACAAUGAAAAAGAGGCGAAAUACCAAGCAGAAGGACAAAUUUUCCCCCAGUUCUGUAAAAAAUGUCUCAUCUGAUAUGUUGGCGGAUGAUUGCAGUAACUGUUGUUUGGGUAUUGAACGUCAUCCGAUAAAUCCGUACCCUCUUCUAGAAGGACAAAAAAAGCACUUAUGCUGCACACAGUACAACAGAAACUUUCUUCAGUUCCUAAAUGCUGACAGACUAAAGCCAUCUUCCUUCUGUGACCUAAUUAUAAUGGUUGAAGGAAAACAGUACACUGCACACAAGGUGGUUGUUUCUUUUGGUAGUAGUUAUUUCAAUGCUCGCUUGAGUAAAAAUCCUGAAAUGAAUCGUGUCAUGUUGGACCAUGUCACAGAUACAGCAUUCCAGCAUUUGCUGGAAUUUUUAUACACCUCUGAAUUUACAAUAUAUGAAAGUGAAAUCCCAUCACUUGUUGAGGCAGCCAAAUUCCUAGACAUAAUUGAUGCAGUAAAUCUGCUGACAAGUGAAGGAAUUGCAUUAUCUACACAAACGGGACAGGUUGUUGAAGAAACUUCAUACAGUGUGGAAAGUACAGCUAUAUCAGAGGACAGUGGUGCAGACCCCUCUAGCAAUCAAUGCACAAUAUGUAGUCGGCGCUUUUGUUAUAGAAAAUCUCUUGAAAAUCAUUUAGCAAAGUCUCACAGUGCUGUUUUGGAAGGAAAGUCUGAUGAAGGAUCUAAAACAUUUGAGGACACAGAACAUGUGACAAGGAGGUCUGUCCGUAUGCGCAAGUGCCCUAUAAAAUUUGGCAGUGAUGAAUGUUCAGAGACAUCAGAUGACAGUAGUUCAGAUAAAACUUGUAGUGAAGAGGACAAAUUCAGCUUCUCUGAAGAGGAAGACUCCGAGAGUGAAGAUGAGGAAAACCAGUCUGAAGGAGCAUCAAGUGAAUCAGAUGCACAGCAGCCUAGUGACAAUGAAAAUAUAGAUGCAGAAGUUCCUAGUCAGAGUUUCCCAGAAGGUCUUGCACCAGUCAUUGUUCAUAGUGCCAAUAAGAAAAUACUUAAAUGUCCAAAAUGUGAUAAAACCUUCGACAGAGCAGGGAAGUAUGAAAGUCAUACAUGGGUGCAUACAGGAGAGAAGCCCUUUAAGUGUGAAAUUUGUCAGCAGUGCUACUCAACAAAAUCAAAUCUCGCUGUUCACAAGAAAAAACACAUCAAUGAAACAGUGUUUCAAAAGAAAGAACAUAAAUGCCCAUACUGCAGUAAACUGCAUGCCAGCAAAAAAACCCUUGGAAAGCAUGUCAAGAGAUUUCAUCCUGACCAUAUUCAGGAAUUUAUGUCAGUCAAGAGGAAAAAAGCUGAAGGAUGGAAAUGUGAUAUAUGCAACAAAUCAUUUACACGCAGACCACACCUUGAAGAGCACAUGAUUCUUCAUACACAAGAUAGACCUUUUAAAUGUGCUUACUGUGAUGACCACUUCAAGUCGAGAUUUGCAAGACUAAAGCAUCAAGAGAAAUUUCACUUAGGUCCAUUUCCAUGUGACAUCUGUGGACGACAAUUUAAUGACACUGGAAAUCGGAAACGCCACAUUGAAUGCACUCAUGGAGGAAAGAGGAAGUGGACAUGUUUCAUCUGUGGAAAAUCUGUAAGGGAAAGGACAACACUGAAGGAACAUUUAAGAAUUCACAGUGGAGAAAAGCCUCAUCUUUGUAGCAUUUGUGGGCAAAGUUUUCGACAUGGAAGCUCAUACAGACUUCAUCUUCGUGUGCACCAUGAUGAUAAACGAUAUGAAUGUGAUGAGUGUGGAAAGACUUUCAUUCGUCAUGAUCACCUGACAAAACAUAAAAAAAUACACUCAGGAGAGAAAGCGCACCAGUGUGAAGAGUGUGGGAAGUGCUUUGGCCGCAGGGAUCAUUUGACAGUUCAUUACAGAAGUGUUCAUCUUGGAGAAAAGGUGUGGCAAAAGUAUAAAGCUGCAUUGCAUCAGUGUGAAGUUUGUAAAAAAGAAUUUAAAGGAAAAUCAAGUUUGGAAAUGCAUUUUAGGACACAUUCUGGGGAGAAACCUUACAAGUGCCAAGUCUGCAACCAGACUUUCAGAAUAAAGAAGACAUUAACAAAACACAUGGUGAUUCACUCCGAUGCCCGUCCAUUCAACUGUCCUCAUUGUAAUGCAACGUUUAAAAGGAAAGACAAAUUAAAAUAUCACAUUGAUCAUGUUCACAUUACGAAAUCUGCAGAACAGUGUUCCACAGACCCAUCAGAGGAGAAAAUAGUCUCCUUGAUAAUACCAUAUGAUGGUAAAAUGUAUCACAACGAAGCAAAGCAGUAUGGUGAACAGUCCAAAGCAUACCCGCCUGAAACAAAGUCCAUUCUACAAAAUGUCUCUUCAGAGGUCUGUGUACCAGUUGCCCUUGUGCCUGUGUCAAUGCCAGAAGUUUCAACCCAAGUGGAUCUUGUAAGGCACACCACUCCUCUCCCAUCUCAAUCUCAUGAUGUCCUUCCUGCACAACAGCCUCCACAACAAAAUGACUACCAGUCUGCCACAGACCUUGUUUUCUUAGAAAAAUAUACACUGACUCCACAACCUGCCAGCAUUGUUCAUCCAGUGCGACCUGAACAGAUUCUUGAUCCACGGGAACAGUCUAUUCUGGGCACGUUGCUAGGGCUUGAUACAACUUCAUCUGUACAAAAUCUUACCACCGCAGAACAUAAUCAGUAAUAUAUUUUAAUAGACCAUUUUACUCAUUGCAGUUUUCCUCCUUGAAAACUAAUUACCAGUUAUGGGGCAUGGACACAUAUUCAGCUAUGCUUUUGCCAGAACAUUAUAAGUCGAGUUACAAAUCAAGGAAAUUAUUAAUCAAAUAUGUGUAUCAUUUAUCAUAAUCAGUUCUUUUUUUUUAUCAUUUUGAAUGGAAUUAUUGUUAAUGUACAGCAUUAUCUGUAUCAAAUAUUAAUUGCAAAUUUGGAUUUUUAUGCAAUUAGAAUAUUGUUAAUCAGUGGUUUUGUUCUGUGCAUUUCAUGUUCACCAAAAACAUUAAUUCUAUAUAUUUUUUUUUUUUUUUGCUGCUUUAAUAAGAAUGAAAGCAAGUUUUAAUUAAUUGUGGAUGAAUUUACCAUUUUAUUUGGUAUCCCCAAACUGGAACUCUCAUGAGGGUUAAGUAUGGAUUGAUUUGGUUUGGCCCCUAACCUUAGAGUGACCUUUUGUGAGAAAGUGUAAUUCUUGGGUUGCCUGCAGGUGGCAUAGUCUUGAACUUGGGUCAUUGAUAAUCAGAAUGGAUUUGGAAAUGAUAACACAUAGCAACAAAAGGUUGGUUCAUCACAGUGCUCUGUGCUAUUUUCCACAACCAACAGUGUUUUAACAGUAAAUCAUGUGCAGUGUUUUCUUCAGUAAAUAUUAACCCAGCAUACAAACACAGUGAUUAUGUGGUGCUUAAAAUGCAAAUAAAUCAACAAUACAACAGACAGGUUAAAAGUCCAAAAUUAACAAUCCGGAGAUAUCCCUUUAAAACCACUAAUGAGCCUCUGUGCCGCCUUCUAAAACUGGUGUCUCUUUUGCUUCCCUAUUUCAGUCUCCUUAUUGUAAGGAGACAUCCUUUGAAGAGCACAGGCAGCUUACACCAAAAUUCGGGUUACAUCACUGUUGUAGGAACAGAACUGUGUCGUAAUCCGGGGACCCCCUGCACAUACUUUAUCCAGAAAAAUAAGCCCCACCACAUCAUGGUCACAUUUUAAAUUUGGCAUGGGCAGUAGUACAGAGACUGUGUCCAAUAGUUGAACCUCUGAUUCAGUGAGUGAAUGCGGACUCUGCCCUGGCUUUGCAACUGUGAAUUCCUUUGUUCUAUGGGGGUUCAUGGGAAUUUGCUUAUAUGUGCAUUGUGGACUUAGAAAAAACGUAUGACCUUGUACUCUGCUUUCUUGUCGAAAGUGCUACAGUACAAUGGGGAUUCUGGGUCCAUUGCUACAUGCCAUUUGUUAUCUAUAUUUGCAGAGCAAGAUGUGUGUUUCUAUACUUGCUUUUAGGGCAGGUCCAUUUAACCUCCUUAGUGUUACGUUUACCCCUGAAAAAAUGAGCCAAAAAUGUUGAAUUUUUUUCAGCAAGAAAAUAUUUUAUUAUGUGUAACAGAAUCAUGUAAAUACCAAAACCUCUGCGUAAAUGCAGCAGGAAACGUAUGUUGAGUGUCCACUGUUAGACUGAUGCAGAUUUAGUUCACAUCCUUUGUGUGUCAACAACGCAUAGCCCGACAUCGCAAUCAGAUCAAUAGAAGUGUGUUUCUUUACAUACCUUUCGUAUCAUAGUUUCUCUGUUGCUUGCACAUGAGAAGGAUGCCAGUGCCUUAUCUGCAUGAGUGACAUGUCCAUUGAGUUAUUGUAGGCUACCACACUACAAGGCUUUAUCCUGACACAAACAUUGUCAGUCACUGCAUUAUGGACAGGAGGCAAAAAUCUUUUUCUGUCCUCCCACUUGAUCGCAAUUAUUUUGCCCUUUUGACACAUAGAUGCUGCAGCGUUCCACUACUGAGGUCACCAGGAACAUCACAACAGUUCAGUUAUACAGUGAUAUUUACAUCAGUUUCAUGAACAGUGUAAAGACUGCUGACCAGUUUACAUUGUCAUCACUAUCGCUUUAUUCAACUAAUGGUUCAGUUUGAGUUUGUUCUAAAACUGCAGUUUGAUGUUAUUUUAUCCACUAGAUGGCAACAGAAUAAAGCCUCAAGUGUUAUUCAGCCUCAACACAUUAUGUCAAGUGAUAACAGCUUAACCUGAGAGUCACUCAGGCUUAACCUUCUUUACAUAGACUUUGGAAGCUGAGAGACAUUAGAGAUUAAUACUAAGGAGGUGAAUGUGGGCAUUGGAGUCCACCAAGGGUGCGUCUUCUCCCUUCUUGUCCUCAUGAGUUUCAUGUUCAGCAUGUCAAGAUGCCCUUUAGUGCUGGAAAUGACCUAUUUUGCCAUUUGCAGAUGAUGUCCUGUUCACCUCAUUCGACUGUUAUCUCAGGUGCACAGUGGAUCAGUUUGCAGCAUGUGUGUACUAUGCAGGGAAAUGUGAUGUGCAUAUGAUGAGAAUUAGUACCUCCAAAUCCGAGCUCAUGGCGAUUUCCCAGAAUAGAGUGACACUCCUACAGGUAAAGAGUGAGCAGCUGCCUGAAACGAAGACCUUGUGGACUAGUGAGGGUAGAUGUAAUUGUGACAUUCACCUAGGAAACUUUGCAUCAGUGGCGGUUUACAGAUGAUAUACUGGACCAGGUUUAUGAAGUGAGAGCUGAUUUCGCGUCCCAAUCCUCACUUGUAGAAACACACUCUAGAUAGUGCCUGAAAGACUGACAUUGUGAAUAAAGGCAGCCAAAAUGUGUUUUGCCCUGGAGAAAGUUAGUGGUGAUAGUACCAGUAUGUGUCAUUUGUAAAAUUCACAAAGAACACAAAACACUAUAAAGAAACAAGCCUAACUAUAGACACAAACUGCCGAUUUAACAUGCAGACCGAGGACAUCACUACUAACUAGCCCUGACUACGCUUGGCUGGGUGAGAGUACAACAUCUCAAGAGUGCACAACUUCAAGUGGGAAAUGUGGGGUGAGAAUGGGACUGCAUUCCAGUGUCUAAUGGAUGCAACAUCACUGGUUUGCUGUUAGGCGUUUAGCUUCAAGAGGACAUAAGAGAGAAGAGAUUCUGUCAAUAAGGAGAACUUCAUAGAAUUUAGGAAGUGCUUGCAGAGUACGAUUGUAACUUGGCAGCUCUCUGCAAAUUUGUCACAGCCCAGACGGUUUUAUUGUUGCUACUGGAGCAACAGGCCUGUAGCAAAUCAAGGGUGUGGUCAACGCAUCUUUUUUUGCAUAGCAAGUAAAUGAGACAACAGGCCUUCUCUAUUCGGCACAGCUGUCCAUAAUUAUGAGUUAUGUGGAUGUUGCUGACUUCAUUUAGGAGUGUUUUUCUUUGGUUUCUUUCAUGUCUCAAAAGAGUGAGCCCAAAGUUUGGAUUAAAACCUCUGGUGAGU
Polypterus senegalus (gray bichir) is the source of this 6379-nucleotide messenger RNA. It is a transcript of the gene zbtb41, whose product is annotated as zinc finger and BTB domain containing 41. Lineage: Eukaryota; Metazoa; Chordata; Cladistia; Polypteriformes; Polypteridae. Bases 391 to 3108 code for a protein of 905 amino acids. The transcript is spliced from 11 exons. Gene Ontology annotation, molecular function: protein binding. The record is from RefSeq and is a predicted model, not a curated record.